Molecule: messenger RNA, 1180 nt
Organism: Aspergillus steynii IBT 23096
Lineage: Eukaryota; Fungi; Ascomycota; Eurotiomycetes; Eurotiales; Aspergillaceae
Product: v-SNARE protein VTI1
Exons: 3
Coding region: 316-990 (224 amino acids)
Biological process (GO): macroautophagy; retrograde transport, endosome to Golgi; intracellular protein transport
Cellular component (GO): ER to Golgi transport vesicle membrane; late endosome membrane; Golgi apparatus
Molecular function (GO): SNAP receptor activity; SNARE binding
Source: RefSeq, a predicted model, not a curated record
CCCUUCAUUGAUCCGUCAAUCAAUCCAUCACAAGAAUGCAUUAAGCGUCUCCCUGUCAUCAGCAGCGUCAUCAUCCGCCCCCUCCGAGCUAAGUCGACGCCGUCUCAGUCUCGUACCUCCUGUCCUUCUUCGCAACCCGUUGAAUACACCUACGAUCCAUUGUCCCUUCACCCGAGCCACAUACUGCCACUAGCCACCAGCCACCGCUAGAUAAGGUGGCCACAGUUCCCGUCUGCCUAGAGAUACGGUCGAGAGAUCAACUUAGACACACAGACACCCUCUCCUAUCCCCCCUGAAUCACACUCAACCACCAUAAUGUCGAACCCGUUGGAUACCGAUGCCGGCUCGGAGCUGUUCAGUAGCUACGAGACCGAGUUGAAGCUCAUACAGGCCGAUUUGAACCAGAAGCUGGAUCAGAUCGCCGAGUCCAGCGGGGAACAACGGAAGUCCGCAAUCAGAGCCGCGGAGCAGUCUCUGGACGAGGCCACCGAAUUGCUGGAUUCAAUGCGCCUGGAGAAGCAGAACAUCCCCUCCGCCGCCCGAUCCAAAGUCAACGUCCGAUUCCGCAACUACUCCUCGGAUGUCGACGAGUCCAAACGCAAGCUGAAGUCUCUCUCGGACGACCGCAAAGCGCUCUUCGGCGAUCGGUACACCGACGACCCUCAGGAUGAGCAUCUGGAGCAGAGGCAGCAGCUGCUGUCCGGCACGGACCGUCUGGAGCGCAGCUCCAACAGACUGCGGGACAGUCAGCGGAUCGCUCUCGAAACCGAAGACAUCGGUCGCAACACGCUGGCUGAUCUGAAUCAGCAGCGGGAGACGAUUAUGCAUACCCGGUCAGGACUGCUGCAAAGUGAAGGAUAUGUGGACACCAGUAUCAAGACUUUGAGGGGAAUGGCCCGUAGGAUGGCUACGAAUCGGAUAAUUACGAUUGCGAUUAUUACGGUGUUGGUCUUGUUGAUUGUCGCUGUUAUUUACAGCAAGUUCCAUUGAGCGUCGGAUUUUUGACGGGCGUUGCGAAGGCGUUGCUUUAAUAUUCUUUCUCCAUCUUACGACAUUUUACAUUUUUUGGCCUGCAGUCGCAGAUACACCACGACUGCCACGGAACCAUUGUAUGAUAUUAUUCGCCGAGCUCUGAUGUCUGUAGCUUCUCGAAGAAACUACCUCGUGGACUCAAUCAAAU